Molecule: messenger RNA, 1014 nt
Organism: Olea europaea var. sylvestris
Lineage: Eukaryota; Viridiplantae; Streptophyta; Magnoliopsida; Lamiales; Oleaceae
Exons: 5
Coding region: 1-711 (236 amino acids)
Biological process (GO): cell wall organization
Cellular component (GO): plant-type cell wall
Molecular function (GO): pectin acetylesterase activity
Source: RefSeq, a predicted model, not a curated record
AUGGAAGAACUGCCGCCUUCUUCCUCAACAAUCGACCACCACCCGCCACCUAGACCACCAGAUCCCACUACCAUUCGAACCCCCUCACCUUCCUCUUCAACCUCUAGUCAUCAUCGGGCCACGGAGUUGUUGUCGAAAACAUCCCCAAUCACCACUCAAAACCGUGCUACCAAUCACGAUUUUCGCCAUAUUUCCACCACCGUCAGCCACUAUUUCGAUUGCAGACCACCACCACUCUCCUCCUCUCAACCAGGCCCAUCCAGUACCACCAUGGGCCACCUGGGCAGACAAAACAUUAAGGUUUGUUUAGACUGUAGUCCACCGGCAUAUCAUUUUGAUACGGGAUCUGGUGCAGGAAUUAACAAUUGGUUGGUUCAUAUCGAGGGAGGAGGAUGGUGCAACAAUGUCACUACCUGCCUUGAACAUAAAGACAAUCGCUUAGUUUCCUCCAAGCAAAUGGCUAAGCAGGUUGUAUUUUCUGGGAUUUUGAGCAACAAGAUAAAGUUUAACCCAGAUUUCUAUAAUUGGAAUAGGAUAAAGGUUAGAUAUUGUCAUGGAGCAUCAUUUACUGGAUAUAGAAGCAGUGGAUAUAAUGAAAUGGCAUCAUAUAAAAAAUAUGAUCCCUUAUAUUUUCUUUUUCACUUUCUAGAAGUCGUUAGAUAUAAUGAAAUGGCAGUUUUCAAACAUAUAGUGAAUUUCUUUGUUGUUUGAAUAUAUAUGGAAACUUCUAAUUUUUGGGUCAAUAUUCGAUCAGGCUACUAAACUUUACUUCAGAGGAGCAAGAGUUCUUGUUGCUAUCAUCGAGGAUUUCUUAGAAAAAGGAAUGAAGAAUGUUGAAAAUGCAUGAUUUUCUCUUAUGUUUUUUCCUCCAACUUCGACUGUAUUCUUACUUGCUAUUGUUAACUUGAGUGUUCUUAUGUAGCCAUUCUGUCUGGAUGUUCAGCCGGUGGAUUAGCAUCGAUUUUUCCUUAUUAUCUAUAUUUUGUUAUAGAACGUUAAGAAGACUUCCUUCUU